Molecule: messenger RNA, 749 nt
Organism: Entrophospora sp. SA101
Lineage: Eukaryota; Fungi; Glomeromycota; Glomeromycetes; Entrophosporales; Entrophosporaceae
Source: the annotation of a GenBank genome assembly
AUGAGCGAAAGAAGACAAAAACACUUGAGACGAAAACAAGAUCCUCCACUCAACGGCAAUGUCGACCACCCAACCCCAAUCUCAACAACAAUAUCAACCGUGAGGCAAUUACUUGUAAUGAGGGAUAAUGAGGAAAAAGAAGUUACUUCUAUUGUCCAAGAAUCAUACAUUUCUCAAGACAUGCCUAAAUCAACAAACGAAAACAACGAGACAAUAACAGAAAUUACUGCUUCUAAUGAAAUUUCAGGAUAUUCUUUAGAAGAAAGUUUAUUGCAUAGUAAUGAAGAUUAUGAAAUGAUAAUAAGAACAAUUAAUGUUCUAAAAUUUCAAUUGGGACUAGUAAAAAAUGAUAUAGAGAAAAUCAAAUCAUUGAAACAGAAAGCAAUGCAAGACCCAAUACAGUAUGUUGAAGGCAUUAUGGCUGGGGUUUGUUUGAAAGUUCCAAAAAUUGAUUGGUCAAAGUAUCAUACAAGUCCAUCAGAAUACAAACCAGAUCCAGAGUUUACUCCAGUGUCUAAUAAGCUAACGUGCGAACCAAUUGAAUCUGUUGAAUUUGUGCAUCAAUGUGCUGAAAAAGUGGGCUUAACAAGAUACAAUAAACGAGAACCUACAACUCUAAAAAAAUCGCAUGCCAAAAGAAGAUCAACAGACGUCACUGAUAAUUAUAUCAAAGAACAACAGCAAUCACCUUCACCUACAAGUCCUAGAACUAGAAGAAGAUUAUCAAAAAAUAAUGAUUAUAUCUCCAG